Molecule: messenger RNA, 2664 nt
Organism: Nelumbo nucifera (sacred lotus)
Lineage: Eukaryota; Viridiplantae; Streptophyta; Magnoliopsida; Proteales; Nelumbonaceae
Biological process (GO): protein phosphorylation
Molecular function (GO): protein serine/threonine kinase activity; ATP binding
Source: RefSeq, a predicted model, not a curated record
AAAACUAUUUAAAAUCGGAGUUUCAUAUUUUGUGUGCGGCUCUGUGGAAUCCUGCGGAGAAAGAGGUCUUCGUUGUUUCCAUGCAGCGAAAAUGGUGGCCUGUUCGAUUUCCAUGUUUGCUGGGGUUUCGGAUCGAUGCUCCUCUCGGACAAUUACGCGGUAAUCCGGCAUCUCUGCCGAGUUCUCUGCCUCCAACCAAGUUCGCUAUUUUCUUUGCAGAUUCCAAUUUGGUCCUGUUGCGUCCGAAUUCCCUGCUUUAGGGUUUUAAUGUUCGGGAGGGGAUAUUUCUUCUGUUUGUGGGUUUUACUUGUUGGAUGAUUUUGUUCUGCAAGGAUUUGGAUCGGCGGUUACCGGUAGAAUUUGGAUUUCUUUUGCAAUAUUUAAUUGGUUUGCUGUUGAAACGGGACAUUUGAGGCUGGCUGUUGGGAGAGGUUGAAAGCAGAAAGCGGAAAACUGUCUAGAUUAAGUGCUAAGAUUGACAGAUGUGAAAGCAAUCAAAUUGGGGUUUUUCUGGGAUUGAGGGCACAAAGGAAUUGAAACUGUUAGCGUAUCAAUCACGUACGUAUAAGAUUUGUAGAGUCGAGAGGGAUGAACAGUUGAGGCACCUGGUAACCUGAAGAUAUAAAGAAAGAAAUGGAUUCGGCAAGGAGUUGGUUCCAUAAGUUUCAGCCUCGAGAUAAGUUGAGGUCUACAACUAAAAAGAAGGAAAUGACGGGUAGUGAUAAAGAAGGGGCGAAACCGCCUACCGGUGAGGAAGCACCUUCCAAUGCCACAAAGCAGAAAGUUGCAGCGGCAAAGCAGUAUAUAGAAAACCAUUACAAGGAGCAGAUGAAGAACCUACAGGAGAGGAAGGAACGACGCAAUAUAUUGGAGAAGACGUUAGCUGAUGCUGAUGUUUCUGAGGAAGAGCAAAAUAACAUACUGAAACACUUGGAGAAGAAGGAAACUGAAUACAUGCGCCUUCAGCGGCAUAAGAUGGGUGCUGAUGAUUUUGAAUUGUUAACAAUGAUAGGAAAAGGUGCAUUUGGGGAGGUGAGAGUUUGUAAGGAGAAGACAACGGGCCAUGUAUAUGCAAUGAAGAAACUUAAAAAGUCAGAGAUGCUUCGUAGAGGCCAGGUUGAACAUGUUAAGGCUGAGCGAAAUCUACUUGCAGAAGUUGACAGCAACUGUAUUGUCAAACUUUAUUGUUCUUUCCAAGAUGAAGAGUUUCUGUAUCUCAUCAUGGAGUAUCUACCUGGUGGAGAUUUGAUGACUUUACUUAUGCGAAAAGAUACCUUAACUGAAGAUGAGGCCAGAUUUUAUGUAGGAGAAACAGUUCUAGCUAUUGAGUCUAUCCACAAACAUAAUUACAUUCACAGAGAUAUCAAGCCUGACAACCUAUUGCUUGAUCGACAUGGCCACAUGAAGCUCUCAGAUUUUGGACUAUGCAAACCAUUAGAUUGCAGUACUAUCCAGGAAAAUGAUUUUAAUGUGGGACAAAAUAUUAAUGGGGCAGUGAAUGAUGAACGCCCUGCUGCACCAAAGCGUACACAACAGGAGCAACUACAGCAUUGGCAAAGAAAUAGAAGGAUGCUGGCUUAUUCUACUGUUGGUACACCUGACUAUAUUGCCCCUGAAGUUUUGCUGAAAAAGGGCUAUGGAAUGGAAUGUGAUUGGUGGUCACUUGGAGCUAUCAUGUAUGAAAUGCUUGUGGGUUAUCCUCCUUUUUAUUCAGAUGAGCCUAUGUCAACAUGUAGGAAAAUAGUAAAUUGGAGAACUCAUCUAAAGUUUCCUGAAGAGGCAAAGCUAUCUCCAGAAGCAAAAGACCUUAUCAGUAAACUCUUAUGCCAUGUUGACCAGAGGCUUGGAACAAGAGGCGCAGAUGAAAUAAAGGCUCACCCAUGGUUUAAUGGUGUUGAAUGGGACAAACUAUAUCAGAUGGAAGCUGCAUUUAUACCAGAGGUCAGAGAUGAGUUAGACACUCAAAACUUUGAGAAGUUUGAAGAGUCUGACAGCCAAACACAAGCUUCAUCAAAAUCAGGCCCCUGGAGAAAGGAUUUUACAGAAGAACCUCUUUAUGUUUCUUCAGUUUUGGUCAACCAAUCUCACCGUAAUUUAAAUCUUUACAAGAUGCUCUCAUCAAAGGACAUCAACUUUGUGGGUUAUACAUAUAAGAACUUUGAAAUUGUGAAUGAUCAUCAAGUACCUGGAAUUGCUGAAUUGAAGAAGAAGAAUACCAAGGCAAAACCGCCAUCCAUUAAGACACUUUUUGAUGAUGAGUCAGAUACAGCUAGUGAGCAACCAGAACCUGUGCAAGGGAGCUUCCUGAACCUCUUGCCUCCCCAAUUAGAAGUCUCUCCGGACCAACACAGUGAGUCCCCAUAAACUCGCUCAGACUUCCUCCAACUUCAGAUGGCCAAGAAGCUCCAACCCAUCACCCACCAAUUAAAUGACCAGAACAGUGGAUACUAUUUUCCUACCUUCUGCUGCUUCUGUUGUUUUUUAGUUUGUUGAUAUCUUGGCAAGUGCUUGAGCUCUAUUGCAGUGGAAGUUUGAGGACAUAAUCCCACCAAAGUAAGGGUAGGAUGGGGUCAUUUUUGGAGUUCAUCCUUGUGCCUACUUGGAUCAGGAUAUUUGUAAAAUUUGUUAAUUAAUGAUAGUAAAUAUCAAUUCUUUUACUAUUUA